Messenger RNA from Vicia faba (fava bean), 315 nucleotides. The record is from the annotation of a GenBank genome assembly. Lineage: Eukaryota; Viridiplantae; Streptophyta; Magnoliopsida; Fabales; Fabaceae.
AUGGAUAACUCAUCUGAUCCAGGUCAUAAUUUAGAAAGAAUUAUAAUCGAGAAUACUCUCGUUUAUUCCAUUCAACUCUUUUUAGGGUUUCGUCCCUCUUUUCGUCCUUCGCUUCGAUUUCAGAUAUUUCUAACAUCGUCUGUAAUUUAUCUGUUUAGCGUCGAUCGAUACCCGAUUGAUAUUUACACGCCGAUUAUGGUUUUUGUCCAGGUAUGGCGGUGGAUCGCAGAGCAUACCGGAGACCAAGCAAUAUUACGGAGCUGCAAUUUUAUAAUAUUGGAUGACUCAACUUCUGAAGUGUAUAUGCUUCUGUGA